CAAAACCGAUUCUCUUCUACUCUUCACUCAUUUUCCCAUCUCUCCUCUUCUCCUAUAAAUACCCCUUCAAAAUCACAUCUCUCCCUCUCUGCAAUUCCUCUUCUCCUCUUCAAACCCCCUUCGAAAAAACCCUAGAAAUUUCCCGCGAAAAAAAUCCCUGAGAAACCCUAACUCUAGCUCUCUCUAACCCCUCGUUCUGGGAUCCAUGGCCGUCUUUUACCCAUCUCAGGCUCUCGAUCUCGUUUCCCUAACCGUAACCCUAGCUCUGCUGCUGCUGCUGUCAUCGUCGGCUUCGGCGAACUCCGAGGGGGACGCUCUCUACACGCUGCGGCGGAGCCUGUCGGAUCCUGACAAUGUGCUCCAGAGCUGGGACCCGACGCUUGUCAAUCCGUGCACCUGGUUCCAUAUCACCUGCAAUCAGGACAAUCGGGUCACCAGGCUGGACCUUGGAAAUUCGAACUUGUCAGGCCAUCUGGUACCUGAACUUGGAAAACUUGAACAUCUACAGUAUUUGGAACUUUACAAGAACAAUAUUCAAGGGACGAUACCAGCUGAGCUUGGUAAUUUGAAGAGCCUGAUCAGCUUGGACUUGUAUAACAACAACAUUUCAGGGACCAUUCCCCCAACAUUGGGGAAAUUGAAGUCACUAGUGUUCUUGCGGCUUAAUGACAAUCAGUUAACUGGGCGAAUUCCUAGGGAACUUGUCGGCGUUUCAAGCCUCAAAGUUGUAGAUGUCUCAAACAAUGAUUUGUGUGGAACAAUUCCUACCACUGGGCCUUUUGAGCACAUUCCCUUGAACAACUUCGAGAACAACCCCCGCUUGGAAGGCCCGGAGCUACAGGGGCUUGUAGCCUAUGAUACAAGUUGCUAGAGCGGAAAGACGAUAAUCAGUCGCUGCUACUCAUCACUGUUGUGGCUUUACUAUAGUUUUGAAAAAGGGUGGGGAGGGGAGAUUAUUUACCUAUAUUGGGGGUAUAUGGUGUUAAAUGUGGUGGGUGUGUCGUGAUGCAAUUGUAAUCUACAGAUUUCUAACUUUUCCUUUGUAUCUGUAACUUUUGGUAGCAUUGCUGCUCUAUGGUGUAUAUGUUAAAAGCGGGGUUUUGGGUU
This is a messenger RNA of Magnolia sinica, 1107 nucleotides long. RefSeq names its product leucine-rich repeat protein 1-like. The record is from RefSeq and is a predicted model, not a curated record. Bases 206 to 871 code for a protein of 221 amino acids. Gene Ontology annotation, molecular function: protein binding. Lineage: Eukaryota; Viridiplantae; Streptophyta; Magnoliopsida; Magnoliales; Magnoliaceae. The transcript has 6 exons.